UGUUUUGGUAUUUCCCUUUCUCACAUACACGCUCACACACAGCAAGAGAAACACUUUUUUAACACCGUUCUGAUGUUUGUGUUUUCUGCCACAUAUUUUUCUUUGACUAAUAAUCUGUCUCUAAUUUGGAAGUAUAAUCCGUUGGCAUAUUUGAAAUGUUCCAUCUACUUCGCCGCAAGCUUCAUCUAAAUCUGGCCGUUCUGUUUUAUCCCAAAAAGCAAAAUGAAUGAAACAGUAUUGUCCCUCAGUGUGUGUGUACACAGCUUUUUUGCUGCUUGAUUCAAAAGGAAAACUCCCACAGUUAUGAUUUCCCAUGACUAAUCCAGUAUUUCCCAGUAGUUGGCUACCGUCCAGACAGACCCGCCACUAAUAUAGUUACACUUCUAACAAUAUUGGUCCUCACAGUCCGGGGGGAUUCACCUCAACGGGCCGGCUCCCUGUGAGAGGGUCCAUUCUUUACCAGGGCACAACGUUCUUCACUUAGCCUCUUAGUUUAGCUCUAAAGUGCACCAGAUUGAUUAAUUUCACUUUGAAAUGUAGCGACAUACAGACGCCCCCUACAGGGUGAAAGUCCCUGUAUUUUUCCCUACCGAGAUAUAUCAAUCAAUCUCUCGCAGUGAAAAACAUGUCACACAUCUUUAGCCUGCGGCCCUAAUGUGAAAACGUUGUUUCAGGCUCCUUCUGUGCCACUUAGCCACAUGUUGUAUAACAAUGACACACUGCUCCUUCACCGCACAGUUACUAUAUCUGCUCAUUAUUAACCUUUUUUCCUUUCUUCUUUUUUCUUUCCAGCUGGAGUCAGGGGAGGAAGUGGAGGUGGAGGAGUUCUACGUCAAGUUCAAGGGCUUUUCGUACCUCCACUGUCGCUGGGCAGACCUGGAGGAGCUCGAGAAGGACAAGAGAAUACACCAAAAGGUCAAGAGGUUCCGGGCCAAGCAGCAACUCAACAGCUUCAUCACGGAGAUGGACGACGAGCCUUUUAACCCCGACUACGUGGAGGUGGACCGCGUCCUGGACAUUUCAGAGAGCCCAGAUGAAAACGGAGAGACGGUGACCUUGUAUCUGGUGAAAUGGUGCAGCCUGCCUUACGAAGACUCCACCUGGGAGCUGAAGGCCGACAUCGACCAGUCCAAGAUAGAGGAAUAUGAACGCAUCGCAGCACACGCACCCAACACUACGAAAGUGGAUCGGCCUCCUGCCGCCGACUGGAAAAAGCUGGAGGGCUCCAAGGAUUACAGGAACUGCAACGCACUCAGGGAAUACCAGCUAGAAGGCCUCAACUGGCUAACCUUCAACUGGUACAACUCACGUAACUGUAUCUUGGCAGACGAGAUGGGUCUAGGUAAGACUAUCCAGUCCAUUACAUUCCUCCACGAGAUUUACUUGAAGGGCAUCGAGGGGCCGUUCCUGGUCAUCGCCCCGCUCUCCACCAUCCCCAACUGGGAGAGGGAGUUCAGGACCUGGACCGAGCUCAACGCGGUGGUCUACCACGGCAGCCAGGCCAGCCGCAAGACCAUCCAGGCCUAUGAGAUGUACUACAGAGACGCACAGGGUAAGAUAAUAAAAGGAGCGUAUCGGUUCGAUGCCUUGAUAACGACCUUCGAGAUGAUUCUGACCGACUGCCCGGAGCUCCGCAGCGUGCCUUGGCGCUGCGUGGUGAUCGACGAAGCACACCGCCUCAAAAACCGCAACUGCAAACUACUGGAAGGACUCAAAAUGAUGGACAUGGAGCACAAAGUUCUGUUGACGGGAACUCCUCUCCAGAACACAGUGGAGGAGCUCUUCAGCUUACUCAACUUCCUGGAGCCCGAGCGGUUCCCGUCGGAGCAGACAUUCAUGACUGAAUUCGGAGACCUUAAGACCGAAGAGCAGGUUCAGAAACUGCAGGCCAUUCUGAAGCCCAUGAUGUUGAGAAGACUGAAGGAGGACGUGGAGAAGAACCUGGCCCCGAAGGAGGAGACGAUCAUCGAGGUGGAGCUGACCAACAUCCAGAAGAAAUACUACCGGGCCAUUCUGGAGAAGAAUUUCUCCUUCCUGUCAAAAGGAGGUGCAGGGGGAGGAGGAGGAGGCGGAGGUGGAGGACCCAACGUCCCCAACCUCCUCAACACCAUGAUGGAGCUGAGGAAAUGCUGCAACCACCCCUACCUCAUUAAUGGAGCGGAAGAGAAGAUCGCCGAGGAUUUCAGGGAGUCUCACGGCGGCAGGGCGGACAUGCCGGACAUGGCCCUCCAAGCCAUGGUCCAGGCCGCCGGCAAGCUGGUGCUCAUCGACAAGCUGCUGCCCAAACUGAAGGCCGGCGGACACCGAGUCCUGGUGUUCAGCCAGAUGGUCCGCUGCCUGGACAUCCUGGAGGACUACCUCAUCCAGAAACGAUAUCCCUACGAACGGAUAGACGGUCGAGUUCGCGGCAACCUGCGGCAGGCAGCCAUCGACCGCUUCUCCAGACCCGACUCGGACCGCUUUGUCUUCCUGCUGUGUACGAGAGCCGGAGGACUCGGCAUCAACCUGACCGCUGCAGACACCUGCAUCAUCUUUGACUCUGACUGGAACCCUCAGAAUGACCUGCAGGCCCAGGCCAGGUGCCACCGUAUCGGCCAGUCCAAGGCGGUCAAGAUCUACCGUCUGAUCACCAGGAACAGCUACGAGAGGGAGAUGUUCGACAAAGCCAGUCUGAAGCUGGGGCUGGACAAGGCCGUUCUCCAGAGCAUGAGUGGACGAGAGAACGCCAACAGCGGGGUCCAGCAGUUAUCCAAGAAGGAGGUGGAGGACCUUCUGAGAAAGGGAGCUUACGGGGCUCUGAUGGACGAGGAGGAUGAGGGCUCCAAGUUCUGCGAGGAAGACAUCGACCAGAUCCUCCAGAGACGAACCCACACCAUCACCAUCGAGUCUGAGGGCAAGGGCUCCACCUUCGCUAAGGCCAGUUUUGUCGCAGCGGGUAACCGAACCGACAUUUCUCUGGAGGAUCCGGACUUCUGGCAGAAAUGGGCCAAGAAGGCGGAGCUUGACCUGGACGCCAUCAAUGGACGGAACACGCUGGUGAUUGACACGCCGAGGGUGAGGAAGCAAACGCGGCACUUCAGCAGUGCCAAAGAGGACGAGAUGCUGGAGUUCUCCGAGCUGGAGAGCGACGAGGACGAGCCGAGCAAGCCUUCUUCCAAACCCCGCCGGCCCCAGGACAAAACCCAGGGGUACCCCCGGUCCGAGUGCUUCAGAGUGGAGAAGAACCUGCUGGUCUACGGGUCAGUCACAUGUUCAUGUUUCCUACCCAAGAACCAGACAGGAAUUACAAACCAUGAAAUCUGUUAUUUUAAAAGUGUUUCUUUUAGAUUCAGGCUAUUAGGGGCCACAGAUGAUAUGAUGCCAUGAAGAGCGAAAAUGCUCCAUUGGAAUAAGUGCUCUGUUUACAGUUUUAUUUGAAGGAUUAGUUUGGGAAAUUAACUUAUUUGCUUUACUUUGUUGCCGAGAGCUGGAUGAGAAGAUGGAUACCACUCGCAUCUGUUUUCUAAAUAUGAAGCUAACAUUCAUACAACUUGUAGAGAAACUUCCCCCAGGCAGCAGGUAUGAGUGGUGACAGUACAACACCGAGGUUGACCACUGAAUGUGUGUUAUCGAGCACGUGAGUUAACGAAUGCAGACCUGCACACGGAGUGAAUGAGUAGACCUACUGCUGCACUCGAGGCCAGAAACACACUAAUCAGACGUGCCUGUAAACACAUCAUGACACACUUUUCUACGCCAAGCAUUCUAGUGCACACACACUCACACUAAGCCUGUCACACACUCGCUUUUCUUAAACAAGAGUCUACUGAAAUUACACCUGUUUUUUUUUUUUUUUUGCUUUAAAAUAUUUAAAACACAUAUUUUUCUCUAGGGAAUAACUGUUGAUAUAUAUUCUUGCAUUAGAGCUGUAAAGAGCACUAUUUAAUUAGAAUGUCGGUUAACCUGUACAGUGACAGACGAGCAUCGUACUAGUACACAAUAAUCACUGCCUUCAGACUACAUUAUACGGCACACGCACCCAGAGAGGCAAAUUGACACACUUACCACAGA
Messenger RNA from Anarrhichthys ocellatus (wolf-eel), 4050 nucleotides. Its product is annotated as chromodomain-helicase-DNA-binding protein 7-like. Bases 712 to 3366 code for a protein of 884 amino acids. NCBI's taxonomy places the organism in Eukaryota, Metazoa, Chordata, Actinopteri, Perciformes, Anarhichadidae. Gene Ontology annotation, molecular function: ATP binding. The transcript is spliced from 16 exons. The record is from RefSeq and is a predicted model, not a curated record.